Molecule: messenger RNA, 791 nt
Organism: Phalaenopsis equestris
Lineage: Eukaryota; Viridiplantae; Streptophyta; Magnoliopsida; Asparagales; Orchidaceae
Product: meiotic nuclear division protein 1 homolog
Exons: 5
Coding region: 222-638 (138 amino acids)
Source: RefSeq, a predicted model, not a curated record
AGUUCACCGGCGUCUACGUUGCCCUAACGUCUCUGCUCUCUAAUUUCACUUCCGUCUCCUUCUCCGGCUCCUGCUCCGAGCUCCCGAUUCUUCUACACUUUACAGCUUCCGCUUCUUUCUGUUGCAUACUUCUCCUCUGCUUACGAGAACGGUUCGUGUUCUUCCAGUUCAUCUACAGUCGCCGUCACUCCUGUCCGUAUCUCUUAACGCUCGACGCAUUCAUGUCAAAGAGAAGGGGCCUGUCUCUGGAGGAAAAACGUGAGCAUAUACUUCAAAUCUUUUAUGACUCGCAGGACUUCUUUCUUCUUAAAGAGUUGGAGAAAUUGGGUCCUAAGAGAGGUGUAAUCAGCCAAUCUGUCAAAGAUGUUGUCCAAAGCCUGGUAGAUGAUGAUCUGGUUUUGAAAGACAAGAUAGGCACUUCUGUAUAUUUUUGGAGUCUUCCUAGCUGCGCUGGAAAUCAGCUGAGAAAUGCACACAACAAACUAGAAUCCGAUCUCUUGAAUUGCACAAAGCAGCUUGCAGAGCUGGAUGAGAAGAGAGUUAGCCUGAAGCGGGGCAGAGAGGAAUCAGUAAGCCUUUUUUAUUGCCUAGCGGUUAAAUGUGUUAGUUAUAAAAUUGUUUUUGGGAUGUCCAGCUGAUGAAGCAUUCUCAGUUCUUAGGAAGAUUUACAUACAUACCACUUAAUUCCUAUGGAGGGGGGGACAACUCGAUGUUGAUUAUGUUAUGGGUGUCCUCUGUCCCGAUCAACAGGGUUUUCCUCAAAAAUUGUUGAAUGUAUUUAUUAUUGAUUA